Messenger RNA from Mytilus trossulus (common blue mussel), 2069 nucleotides. Its product is annotated as putative inhibitor of apoptosis. Gene Ontology annotation, cellular component: nucleus; cytoplasm. Gene Ontology annotation, biological process: regulation of cell cycle; negative regulation of apoptotic process. NCBI's taxonomy places the organism in Eukaryota, Metazoa, Mollusca, Bivalvia, Mytilida, Mytilidae. The record is from RefSeq and is a predicted model, not a curated record. Gene Ontology annotation, molecular function: cysteine-type endopeptidase inhibitor activity involved in apoptotic process. The transcript is spliced from 6 exons. Bases 52 to 1995 code for a protein of 647 amino acids.
CACGUAGUGUGUAUUCAUUGUAGCAUAAUUUUAUUGAAUCAGAAAGUUGCAAUGACUAUCCCAUUCACAGAAGACGAGACACCAAAUCACAACGACAACAUAGUUCCAAAGUAUAACGAACAUACUGAUUAUGAAUCACACUGUUCAUCUAGCUCUGACCAUCAACCCAUCGCAUGUGCUUUAUAUACUAAUAUAGAUAUUGAUUCUUCAAUGCAUUCAUACGAAAAAUCCAAGAAUAGUCCAAUGAAUAUAUAUCUUUUGGCAUUGUUCAUUAUUCUCUUUGUAAAAUGUGUGCUCCAGGCUUCUAUUCAUAAAACCAUGAUUAGAAAAUGUGCUUAUACGGUGAAAGUAAAAGUAAAAUGGAAGACAUCCCACAAGUUGAAAGAACCAUAUUUUGGACACAAAUCGCUGCUCGAUAACAUUAUUAUGCCCAUUCGAAAUAUACCAAAGUCUAUUAUUCAAACUAUGCCAUUCCUGCCGCAAGAUUUCCGAACAUUCUUAAAAGACGAAAAGAAAUCACAGAGUAUGCAAUUUGAAGGUGCAAGGUUCUCCACAUUUUCAACAUUUCCUGAUAUACCAGGAAUAUAUGCAACAAGGUUAGCGGAAGCUGGAUUCUUUUAUUCCGGGUAUGAUGAUGAAGUUAUUUGUCACAGUUGCGGAGUAAAGCAUAAAAACUGGAAACGUUACGAUUCACCAUUGGAGAUUCAUAAACAAAAAUCUCCAAAUUGCUCUUUUAUAUUAAAUAUAAAACCAAUGCGAGAUGAAGCUCCUUAUAUGCCAGGUGCUUGUGGGCAUAAUGAAAUUGAACCAGAUAACAAGGAAUUUUUGGCAUACGAUGAAAGUUCUCAUAAUUCUUUUAAAUCGAAGGAUGAAAAACGUGAGAACAAAGAGUAUAAUUCAACGUGUUCAAAUCAAAUAAGUUCUGUCAUCGUAAACAACAGAACGGAAGGUACUCCUAUCGCCUCCAGUUAUUCAACAAAUGACACACAAAGUUUAAUAAGAAUUCCCGAAUUCAAUACUCACAAUCAACAUGCUCAACAUGGAAUACUAAAUGCUACUGGAAGUAUUAUGCACGAUGUAUGUGCAACAUAUACAUCGCAAAACAAUCAAAGAGAAUCAACAGCGUUAGGAGUAUGUCUUGAUAAACCGAAGUAUCCGAAAUACGCUAUAAGAUCAAUAAGACUUGAUUCUUUUAAUCAUUGGCCGCAGCAUUUGACACAGUCUCCAGAAGAAAUGGUUACAGCUGGAUUCUUUUUCACAGGAACAGACGAUCAUUGUCGAUGCUUUUUCUGUGGUGGUGGUUUAAGAAGCUGGGAACCAGGUGAUCAGCCAUGGAUAGAACAUGCACGCUGGUACCAGAAGUGUACCUUUUUACGGCAGUGUAAAGGAGACAAAUUCAUAGAAGAUGUUCAAAUGAAUAGAAUUUCACCAAAUGAGAAGGAAAAUAAUUGGCAUCCAAAUUCGUCAGGAGAAACAAGAAUGCCGGUUACAAAGCCUGUUGAAUACAGUAAUCAUCCUGCUGUAAUGGCGGUGGCAGAUUUUGGAUAUGAUGAACGCGUGGUAAAGAAGGCGUAUGAAUCGCUACAGAAUUCAGCAUCCACAGAGAUUACUGGAACACGUCUGCUUGAAGCCAUUUUCCAACUUGAAGAAAAUGGCAGACAUAACGAGUCAACAAAUUCAACAGAAGCUGGACAACAACCUUCCAAUGAUACACAAAAGGAAAAACAAGAAAACUCAAAAGAGGUCAAUAAAAAUAAAUCUACUGAAGAAACGACAUGUAAUCCUGAUCUUGAACUGUCGAUAAGAAGCUUAGAAGAAGAAAAUCAAAACCUGAAAGAUCAACAGACAUGUAAAAUAUGUCUAGACGAACAAAUAGCCAUAGUUUUUCUUCCAUGUGGUCAUCUAGCUGCCUGCACAAACUGUGCGCCUGCGCUAAGGAGAUGUCCAAUUUGUAGAGCGUUCAUAAAAGGAACCGUAAAGGCUAUUUUGAGUUAAAAAAUGUGUUAUAAUUGAAUGUUUUAUUCAUGAAAUUUAAUAUGUACUUCAUAAUAAAGAAGAAUCAAAUGAUA